AUGGCGGCAGAAGUGCUACCGUUGGCACAAGUGAAGUUGCCAUCGGGGCCUAGCCCCGUCACGGCCGAGCAGCGGUAUUGGAGGUCGUUCAAGAACCAGAAAUCCCAUACAUCGACGGCGUCGUGGCCCAUUUCCCACAUCAGCUUCCCUACGGCGGGUGGGACAGUCUCCAAUUCUCUCGUAGCUGCAACCAAGCUCAAUGACUUGUUCGCCGUGACGUCCGGGCCCCGUGUCGACAUCUUCUCGAUCCGCAAGCGCGAACCCCUCAAGACCAUUGGCCGCUUCGACAGCGAGGCGCACUGCGGCGAGAUUCGCGCCGAUGGAAGGGUGCUGGUUGCCGGCGAGGAUUCGGGCAGGAUGCAGGUCUUUGACGUGGGCGGUGGAACGCGGGCCGUGAUCCUCAAAACCUGGCAUAUCCACAAGCAGCCCGUGUGGGUGACGAAGUGGUCGCCCACCGAGCUGACGACUCUUAUGAGCGCUAGUGAUGACAAGACGGUUCGGUUGUGGGAUCUGCCUUCGAACAACCCGAGCCGCAUGUUCACGGGCCACUCCGACUAUGUACGGUGCGGCGCAUUCAUGCCAGGCGGGAACAGCAACCUCCUAGUGUCAGGGUCCUACGAUGAAACGGUCCGGGUCUGGGACGCGAGAGCAGCAGGAGGCGCUGUCAUGACCUUCAAACACGCCGACCCCGUCGAACAUGUCCUUCCGUUGCAGUCCGGCACUACUCUCCUAGCCGCGGCCGGAAGCGCCAUCUCCGUCCUCGACCUCGUCGCCGCGAAGCCCCUCCGCCUCAUCACCAACCACCAAAAGACCGUCACCUCACUCUCCCUCGCAUCCGACGGCCGUCGCGUCGUCAGUGGCAGCUUGGACGGCCAUGUCAAGGUGUUCGAGACAACCGACUGGAAUGUCGUGGCCGGCUCCAAAUACCCCAGCCCCAUUCUCUCCCUCUCCGUCAUCACCGCCGGCGCCGCCCAAGAAGACCGUCACCUCGCCGUCGGCAUGCAGUCCGGCGUCCUGUCCCUCCGGACACGGCUCUCCGGCGCGGCCGCCGAGAAAGCCCGGGACCGCGCCGCAGUCGAAGCCGCGCGCGACGUGGGCACCGACGCCCUCGAGAAGCUCGACGCGCAAAAGGCCAAGCGCAAGCGCGCAGCCAUGACCAACAAAUCCAUGGACCUGCUCGGCGAGGGCGUCGACGCGAUCAUCCCCACCGACACACCGGGCAGCGGCGGCGGGCGCGGCGGGCGGCGCGUCAAGCUCAAGCCGUGGCAGCGCAACUUCCGGCAGGGCCGGUACGCGGCGGCGCUGGACGAGGUCGUCGACAUGAGCGACGCGCAGCACCAGCCGGUGACGGCGCUGACGGUGCUGGUGGCGCUGCGGCACCGCUCCGCCCUGCGCGAGGCCCUCGAGGGCCGCGACGAGAUCACCGUGCUGCCCCUCCUUAGGUGGGUCCGCAAGCACAUCGCCGACCCGCGCUACCGGAGCAUCUGCGUCGAUGUGUCGUUCCACCUGCUGGAUAUCUAUAGUGAGCAUGUUGGUGGCAGCGAGGAGCUGGCGUCCAUGUUCCAGGCGUUGCUGGGGAAGGUGUCGAAGGAGGUGGAGAAGGCGCAGAUGGCGAUUCAGACGAAUGGGAUGGUGGAGAGUUUGAUGUUUGGGGCUAUGUAA
Chaetomium globosum CBS 148.51 is the source of this 1662-nucleotide messenger RNA. RefSeq lists its product as uncharacterized. Gene Ontology annotation, biological process: rRNA processing; positive regulation of transcription by RNA polymerase I. Gene Ontology annotation, cellular component: nucleolus. The transcript has a single exon. Bases 1 to 1662 code for a protein of 553 amino acids. The record is from RefSeq and is a predicted model, not a curated record. Gene Ontology annotation, molecular function: protein binding. NCBI's taxonomy places the organism in Eukaryota, Fungi, Ascomycota, Sordariomycetes, Sordariales, Chaetomiaceae.